Mercenaria mercenaria is the source of this 6816-nucleotide messenger RNA. RefSeq names its product cytoskeleton-associated protein 2-like. The record is from RefSeq and is a predicted model, not a curated record. Gene Ontology annotation, biological process: negative regulation of microtubule depolymerization. The transcript has 11 exons. Bases 79 to 1839 code for a protein of 586 amino acids. Lineage: Eukaryota; Metazoa; Mollusca; Bivalvia; Venerida; Veneridae. Gene Ontology annotation, cellular component: microtubule cytoskeleton.
UUCGUCCAAUCAGAUUUGUCACGUGACUGUAGGCGCUAAAAUCAAAACAAAAAUAAAGAAGGUUGUCAUUACGUGAAAAUGGAAAAAACAAAAGCAGAACUAUAUUUAGAAAAAGUACAAAAAUGGAAAGAGCAGAAAAUGAAAGAUAAGGAAGAUAGGCUGAAGAAUAAACAAAAGCCAAGUAAACAAACUGCAGCAGUAGCUGUGAAGCCAGUCGGUGUUAAGCCAGCGAUUAAACCUGUGAAAAGUGUUGCCGCAGCUGUUCCAAAAACGACUAUAGGCAAAAGCAGUCAGCAUUGCACAGGUUCAAAACAAGUUAAAAUUGGUGUAUCUGGUGUUAAGUCAGCACCAAAAGUGUUAAGCAAGCCCACAGGAAAAGUUGAGAAGAAAAGAAAAUCUGCUGAAACCAAGGAGCUUAUUGAAAGGUUAAAUAAAUGGCGUGAAGAAAAGAAAAGUGAAAAGAAACAAAUACAGAAAAAUGUAAUCCCAAAGGCAACAACAAAACCCACUUACAAGGAAGUGAGGUCAAGGCUGUUUGAUUAUCAGUCAAAGCCAAAACAACAUGUCAGUCAAAAGGACAAAGAAAAUGUGUUUAUCUCGAGUGGAAAAACUGACACUGUCCCAAGAGCAAAUGCAAGGAAAACAGAAGUUUCUAAAGCAGGUGUCAGAAGACGCCAUUCUGAUGUACAGAAGGUCAAACCACGUUCAAAACCAGUAGGAAUUCUUAAAAGAAAGUCCUGCAUUGGAUCAUUUGAUUUAACCGGUGGUGACUCUGAUAAGUCAGCAGCUAAAAGAAGACGUGUUUCAGGUGCAUUAAACACAGAACAGGAUGAAACCACCAAAGGAAAUUAUGUAGAGAAAAAUAAUGAACCAAACAAUGACAAUAACAAUUUUUUGAGUGGACAAGUGUCUACAGCUGCUGUAACCCCUGGAGUUUCUACACGCAAUGUAAGAUUUUCAACACCACCAAAUGAUCACUCACACGUUGAUGGAAGGAGACUGAGAAAAACUCCAAAAACACCAGCAACAAGAAGUGCAGAGCUCAGUGACUGGCUGAAAGCAAAAGGAAGAACACCAAGCAAAUUCCGUCACCUGAUGUGCUUCCAUGGUGAAAAGGCAGAAGAAAAGUCACAAGAUCCACACACUAAAAACACAUUGUCUGUUGAAGAAUUAAGUGAACAGAUGGAUGUUCUAGAACAGGAGCGUCUCCAGGCAGAGGCUGUGGACAAGAUGAAUUCAAUGCUAGACGAGUGCAUGCUGCUCUUUGAUGCCGGUUGUCCUACAGAAAGUAUUGUUCCAUGGCUUGAUGACAUCUACAAACAGGUACCAUGUUCACAUACCUCGGCACGAUUUUACAUAUGUAAAGCCAAGGUGAUCAAAUCCAGUCUUGAUCUUGACGCUGUAUUGGAAAUAUUUGCACAAGCAACCAUCAAUAAUGCACAGCCAAAAGAAGGACUUGCAAAAUGUCAAACAGAGACAUUGAAAUAUGUGAUAGAGGAGAAGGUGAGACAGGCAAAGCGAAGAUGUUAUACCCCACGUCGGUCUGAAGUCCAGGAGGAAAAUGUGUUUGAAUCAUCCGCUGUUGUGUACACAGUAUCAAAUGUUACUCCAUUUAGCGAAGGAAAGCGGUCCUCAAGUAAGAAAACAUCUACACCCGGUCAGUGUCAGGUAAUCACUCCCGUACGUAGAUCUACGAGACGAAGUCUGCAGAAUCUCCCAGAAUCACUUAAAGACAAGAAAAAGAGUUAUUCAAGUCUGGAUGAUGUUAAAGGUGACGAUGUAUUGUUUCAGCCCAACCUGGCAUUAGACUCUGCACUUGCAGCAGUGGAGGAGUCGUAAAUGUACAUGGUGUUCUAUAAAUAGUAAUUCACAAGAAAAAUGUAAAUUGAAACAUGAAGCCAUGGACUGUAUCUGGAAUUCUAACAGCUUUUCUUAAAAUAUGAAAUUAGUGUUGUAUUUGAAAAUGUCUGAACAUGGAUUGAAGAGUCAUGCAAUGAGAGUUGGAAAAUGUGGAAAACAUUGCAUAUGACAUUUUUGAAAAAUAUCAGUAAUCGAUAAUGUCAUAGCAUUAGCAGAGAAUUCACCAAUAUAACAGGAAAUUGGUGGAAAUAAACUUUAAGAUUUUACAGCUGAAAUAUGAUUGCAAAGGGAAAUAAAUCUUUGUUCAAAUGACAUGAAAUAUGUAGAGUAAUGAUGUGAGUUUGAAAUGUUGAUAUUAUCUAGUGAUAAUCUGAAACAGGUUUAUAGGAGUUUAGUGGAAUUACACUGCUUUUUUUACCUAAUGUUGCCCAUUCAAAUUUUUGUUGUUUUUCUUUUAUGGGCCUGCCUUCAGUUGAACAUCAAAACUUAAAAAAAUGAGGGGUUGGAGCAUACAUUAAACAACAAAAGUUAUAAAUCAGUCUUAUUAAAAUUGAUAUUUUCUUAGUAUUGUAAAGAAUACAUAUUUUGCAUUAUAUUUCUAUUGAGUGAUGAAAGCUUUUAGGAGAUUUACUCUGUAUAGUCAGUGCAACCAACGUAAGGUAACAUCACAGGGAGGUCUGAAAUUUAUUUGAUGCACUGAGUUUGUUGCUAUACUGACUACACUUCAUUGAAUUACCUUACUUUUUGGUUAAAAUUAUUAACAAAUGAAGGUUGAUCCAAAAGUAAUGUUACCAUAGCCAUAAAAAAGCAGCAAAAAUCCUACUUGAGUACCUUGAUCUAUUUGGAAUAUUUUUGAAAAUAUAAAAAUUUAUUGCUUUCUUAUCGAAAUAUUGACAUGUACAGAAAGUAUGGUAAUGAUGAUCACGGCACAUUAUUGAAGUUAGCAGUUCAGGUUUUUGUCACUAAGCAAUAAAAAGUCUUACCACUAUACAGCUUACUUUAAUCUGCAAGGCUCCACUAUAGUUUUAACCAUUGACUGCUGAAAGAUGUAACUUUACAUCAUAAUAAUGUGAUAUGAUAAAGUGUGUUAUUUUGAUAUCAGUUAACAGUUGUCUUUAAUUUUAUUUAUUUUUUCUGUUUGUGAAAGAAACUCUAUUUUUGUGUGCGACGAAAUAUCUACAGGGAUGAACUUAGAAGUUGUAUGAUUUUACGAAUGAAAUAACCCUGGAAAAUAAUGUUUACCUGAAUUAGCGUUCAUUUUGGUACAACUUGUAUGAUAAUAUAAUGAUGAAUAAAUGCAUGCUGGACACAGUGACAUUACUUCUGGAUCAACCCUUGUAAAUACAGUUGCCUCUUUAGUGGGAGUUAAUAGCAAUAAUAAAAAUUCUUUGUCACUUUUUAGACAUAGAAUACCACUGAUGAUUGACACCAAUUUUUGUUUUAAAAAUAAACGUAUCAAAGUAUGAAACCAGAAAAGAAAUUACCUGUUUGUGAAGUGCAAUGAUCACCCUUUUAUUAGUAGGUAAGACAAAGUUUGAAUUUCCUAGAGGGAAGCUGUUUGAUUAAUAGCAUGUUAUGUAUUAGGGUUCCAUUAUCAUAAAAUACCAUAGGAAAUUUCACAUCAUUUUUUUAUGUUUUUUUGCAUAAGCAGCCUUACAAUUCAACCACACUUUACUCUGUACUUAUUGAUUUCUUUGGAGAAACAGCAAGACUUGCCCUACAUUUCACUAGAUAAAGAAUUGUAAGAUCAUGCACCCUGUCCCCUCCCCCAACAAAUAGUUUUUCCUCAUUUUUAAUUUUCCAUCAAUAUCAUCAACAUGUGAAGUUUUGUACCUUCACCCAGUCACCCCCCCCCCCCCCCCCCUCCCCCUAUCAGCAUGUGAAGUUGUAACCCCCACCCACCACCCACGCUGUCUUAAGGACAUCUGUUCUUUUAAGUUCAAAUGUAAUGAAAUCAUUUGCUUCUUUGUAAUAUCCUUAACCUUUUGCGUGUUAUAUUUCUUUGCCAUUCCUCACCACAAACCCAUUUGGCAGGCGAUACCAAUUCAUCGAAUUUGCUUGUUCUGUACAGUUACAUAAAUAGAAUUCUGCAUGCAAGUUUACAUGUAUUUAUUUUCAUUUUAUUUAUUUGAUACUGCUUGAAUGUUUACACUGCAUUAUAGUACUUGAAUGCACACAUAUAGAUGUAACUGCUGGAUGGCUUAUUAUCAUAUUUACUAGAUCCGAAGGAACUAGCAUAAUCAGAUGCUAAUAUAUUAUCAAGUGUAUUGUGUAUUUUUUCAUAGAUUUAUGGGCAUCUUUCAAUGUUAUUGAAGAGAUAUUGUUUUCUUUCUGGAAAAAAAAACAACAGAGGAAGUUUCAUUUUUGGCUGUCCUGAGAACAAAGUGUUCAAGGUGAGCUAUUGUGAUUGCCUGGUGUCAGUCAUCCUUUUUGACACUCACAGUCACAUGUUGGCUCAGUCUUCAUGAAAUUUAUAAAAUCAUACAAAUACUCAAGACUUGCCUGGGAUAAGAGCUAGAUCAUGUUAGCAAUACACGGCCUUAGGGACCCUCUUAUUUAGGGUAUCUUCCAGUGGAUUUUAUGGCCCCGAACUGUGCCAUCCAUAAAGGGAAUUUGAAGUAACUUGGCAUAAAUGUUCACCAUAAUGAGACAACGUGUCCUGCGCAAGACCCAGACCCCUAGCUCCAAGGUCAUCACAUUUAGAGGUCAAAGGUUAACAGGGUCUGUUUCGUGUCUGGUUCAUAACUGCUAUUGGUGAAGGGAUUUUAAAAUUACUUGGAUUGAAUGUUUCCCAUAAUGAGACGACGUGUCUUGCGCAAGAUCCAGACCCCUAGCUCUUCGGUCAAAGUCACACUUUCAGGUUAAAAGUUAUCAUGGUCUGUUUCUUGUCUGGUCCAUAACUCUGCCAUUGAUGAAGGGAUUUUAAAAUUACCUGGCAUAAUUGUUCCCUAUAUUGAGAUGACAUGUCAUGUGCAAGACCCAGACCCCUAGCUCCAAGGUGACCAACUUAGAAGACAAAGGUGUUUCUUGUGUGUCCAUAACCCUGCCAUUUAUCAAGGGAUUUGAAAAUAAUUUGACACAAAUCGUCGCCUGAGAACCAUAAUGUUCUCUCUGUCAUUUUGGCCAAAAUAAGUAUUGUAUACCAUUGGAAAGAUCUCGGUGAGAUCUAGGUUACAGUGACCUGGUCCUCUUUCGGGAGGCAUUUCUAUUUUUAGAUAUCAACAGAGCCUUUUUGUUCUAUCUGCAAUUUUCAUGUUUUCCUGAGAACCAAAAUGUUCUAUCUGCAUGGUAACCAACAGAUUGCUCCUAUCAAGUCAUGUGAUAUCAUAUAAAAUGGAUGAAGAAUGAAUCUGAUGUAGAAGUCAACAAGUAAAAUUGCAAAUGAAUUCUCACAUAGCAGUAGUCUAGAUGUAAGUAAUCAUUUUAAUUCCAAACUCAUACAUAUUUGUACAAUUGUUCUGCUCUAGAAAUGGCACGUUUAAUUAAAAAUUGUGAAACUGGAGUGCUGUAAUAAUUCGGAUGAGAACGUAUUUGGACAAAAGUAAUUCCCUUCGGUGUAACACUUCAAUGCUUCCUUAGAAAGCACUGAGAAAGACCAAACCAGACAGUGAAACUGCAGUCUCGGUUUAAUUGAAUUUGCUCAUAGGCAUGAUUAACAGGCAGGAACGAAAAAUGCAAAGAACAUUAUGGUUCUGAGUGGAACAGCGAUUACAUUUUGUAGAAUGUUCUAUCUGCACUAGACAGAUUUCCAGUGCGGUGUUUGAAUCAACGAUUCUUUAUAAUAUUUUAAAGCUUUCCUUAGAACUACAUAAAUAAAACACAUACCAAUUUCUGUUAGAAUUCGUCAACAAACAAAAAAGUUAUAAACCCCUGAAACUUCAAACUUGAUUUUCUCGAAAACAAGAAAAAUACACAUGGAACAUUACGGUUCUCGAGCGACGAAAUGUUAACCAUAUUGAGGUGUGUCACACUUCUGACCCAGAUUUCUCUGGUCAAGGUCCAGAAAUGAUGUGUGAGUUUUUUGCGCAGACAACUGUAGCAUUCUUGGUAGCAUUCUUGGGCAUUUGUCACCAAUAGUGACAGCUCUUCUUUUCAGUCAUAUGCCUUAGGGGAAGGGUUUCAGGGUCCUUUAGAAGGGUUGCUUUUUACAGAUAGCUGUCAGUGCAGGUUUAAAAAUAUUUAAUAUUUCAUUCUGUCAUAUUGUAUAUGAGGAUUUAUUGCUGAUGCUGCUUAUUUCAAUAUGUGCUAAUGCUGUAAAUAUUUUUAAGGGAAAUGGUACAUUUAUACUGCUUACACUCUUUUGUCUAUCUUCUUUCUCAAUAAACAUGACAGUGUUUUUCAAACAGUCGCUAAAAUGUAUGAACUAACCAACCAUAUUUGGUUAUUUAUUAUCUCCCGCCGAUGAAAUCGGGAGUGGGGUAUUGAAAAGGUGUUGUCAGUCCAUCCGUCCGUCCGCAGCCAUUUCUCAGUAACUACCUAGUAGAAUUUCAUGAAACUUGAAAUAAACAUGAACCAACAUACUGCGAUGAUGCCCGUCAAGUUUUUUUUUGAUUGGUCAAUUUCCCUUACAGUUAUUGCCUUUGAUUUAAUGAAAAAUGUCUGUCCGCAGCCAUUUCUCAGUAACUAGCAGGUAGAAUUUCAUCAAACUUGAAAUAGACAUGAACCAAGAUACUGCGAUGAUGCCCUUCAAUUUUCCUUAGAGUUAUUGUCCUUGAUUUAAUGAAAAAUGUCCGUCCGCAGCCAUUUUAGCCUAUUGGUCAAUUUUUCAUACAGUUAUUGCCCUUUAAUUGUUUAAAAAUCCACAGAUUUGUACAUAACAAACCAACUAAUUGGAAGAAUUUCAUUAAACUUCUUUCAUUCUUUUCCAUGAACAUUUAUUAUAAACAUGUGAAGUUGUGUACCCCACACCUGGUCGCCACCUUGCCUUGGUCACCCCCCCCCCCCCCCCCCCCCCCC